Salpingoeca rosetta is the source of this 1745-nucleotide messenger RNA. RefSeq lists its product as uncharacterized. The record is from RefSeq and is a predicted model, not a curated record. The coding region runs from base 134 to 1612 and encodes 492 amino acids. Lineage: Eukaryota; Choanoflagellata; Craspedida; Salpingoecidae. The transcript has 12 exons.
CGCCUUCAACCUCGAAAAAACAAACCAAGCAACAAGCAAGCAAGCAAGCAAGCAAGCCCCAAGAAGGCAAACACAGCAGGCAAAGCGAGGUGCUGUUCCAGCCACCCACACCCACCGACACGCCUGUCACAUCAUGUCGUCGCACGCGCUGCUGCGUUCCAAUCGCGUCGCUGACGAGACAACAUCACCGCCGCCGCCGCCGCGAGGAGGGGAAAUUCCAUUGUCGGCCCUGCCACCGCCGCAGCCGCGAGCCAUCGUGGCCACGGACCAAAGCAAUGACGACCGCCGCCGCGGUGCAGAAGCUCUGGAAGCUGAGGAGAGCGAGAGAGCGGCCAGUGCCGGUGGUACACUAAAUGGCUCUGCGGUCGAUACGCUUGGUACAGGUGAUGACCAAAGCAGGCGAAACCAGCGGAAGAGCUGGCUUGUGUCCAGCACCAGCCGAACAUCGAGGUCCAGGAUCAGUGCAUCUUUCGCUCCUGCAGCAGCCAACCAGCACACAACUGCCGAGGAUGAGGAGCUGCUACAAGGAGCAAUAGCUGGCGCACACGUGCCCAACAACAGCAUGGUUUCCCUGGGCCAACUCUUGCGGCCGCAGGUGUUUGAUUAUGCACCGACUGCCUCCGCAAGUGCAAAAGGCCUGGGUGCUUUGCCUGCUUGGGCCAUCUGCGCAGGUAUCGUACUUGCGCAGGCAGUGCUCUGCCUUGCCAUCAGCCUCUACCUGUCGGAAGCUGUUGGCUGGCGCGCAUCCCGCGCGACCCUUUUUGCCCUCAAGACAGUGUUUUGGGGUGAUCCAGCUGUACCACUCGGGCAGCAGUUGGAUGAUGGCGACACCGCCAUCGUGCUGGUCUUCUCAGUGUUGUCAUACGCACUCAGCGUGGCGCUCCUCUGCUGGUUCGCGUAUCGGGGAGCUCGGCUGUUACUCGGAUACAACCUGAGCUUGCAUCACGCCCGGUUGCGCCGAGCAUUUCCGGGUCUGCCCACACCUGCGGCAGAGCAGCAACGACAAGGCUGUGUUGUUCGAGUCCUUCUGUCAUUUGUGUCGUCUCCGAGGGCGAUAUGGGUGCUUGGUGGUCUCUCCCUCCUAUGCACGGCGCUGUUCCCGGUCGCUCUUAUGCAUGCAGACGACUCGUUCACAUACCCUGAAGCGCUGAUGUGGUGCAUAUCUGCGGCAACCUCACUGCCAACAACAAGUCACCCGAGUUCAAACGCGGGCAACGUGAUUGCAUGCAUUCUAUUUGUGUUGCUGCUUGUAUUUUGGGUGUUCGCCUUGGCCUUGCUUCUUGCGCGCGUAGUUCGCCGCGCCGUUCUCGAGCUUGGGCCCCCACCCGCAUUCAAAAUCGUCUCUCGCUUGCAUGGGCGAUUGGACGGCGGCACCCUCAUCAGCAGAUAUGAUUGGUAUGCGCUCGUGCUGGACGCUGCAGGCUUCAUGCACCCCGAAACCAAGACCAUGUUGGACGAGGUGUUCCAGAAGUGCCUUACUCGGUCACCAACGAGUGCCACAACAGCAGCGGACGUUGUGCCCUGGAGCGUGCUUGUUGACGUGUGCUCCAACCCUCACCAGAACCAGGGCGCACAGGCGAAAGACACGCGGGCUGAGGCAACCCAAGUGUAACAUUUAACAAGAACACGACCUCGUUGUUCUGCAUGAGAUCUUGGCUCGCACAGCUGUUGGUGGCGUUGCACUUUGGUCUCGACAUGCGGGAGCGAGAAAGGAUGGGGUGGAAGUAUGUAUUUUUGUGCAUAUC